This is a messenger RNA of Dunckerocampus dactyliophorus (ringed pipefish), 4435 nucleotides long. It is a transcript of the gene lrp12, whose product is annotated as low density lipoprotein receptor-related protein 12. The transcript has 11 exons. Gene Ontology annotation, cellular component: plasma membrane. Lineage: Eukaryota; Metazoa; Chordata; Actinopteri; Syngnathiformes; Syngnathidae. The record is from RefSeq and is a predicted model, not a curated record. Bases 1067 to 3646 code for a protein of 859 amino acids. Gene Ontology annotation, molecular function: low-density lipoprotein particle receptor activity; protein binding.
CGACCCGCCUGUCGACCUCACGCACCAACCUUCCCUCACUCAUGAACAAGAUCCCGAGGUACUUGAACUCCUACACCUGGGGCAGGAUCUCAUUCCCAACCCGGAGGGAGCAACCCACCCUUUCCCACUGAGAACCAUGGCUGAUGUGGAGGUGCUGAGUCUCACCCCAGAAACUUCACACUCAGAUGCAAACCGCCCCAGUAAACGCUGAAGGUCACAGCCCGAUGUCUGCAAAUAGCAGAGACUAGAUCCUAAAGCCGCCGAACUGGACUCCCUCAAAGCCUUGGCCGCAUCUAGAAACUGUGUCCACGAAAAUGAACAGAAUGGGUGACGAAGGGCAGCCUUGACAGAGGCCAAUGUUCACCGGAAACAGACUGGACUUACUCAUACUCUGGUCGUGCUGUUGCCUAUCCCAGUUGACUUUGCCGUAGAGGUCGCCAGCCAGUCGCAGAGCAAAAGUUUUUUGUUUUUUUUUUUCAUCUCAUGUGGAUGACGCCGAGUUUUUAUGUGACGUCACUGUGAAGGAGGCGGGGCCUUGCUGUUGUGGGUUUGUGGCGACUAGAAUAGAAUAGGAUAGAAAUGUAGCAGAUGUUGACUAACGAAAAGGCGACGUUCUCUUAGUUGCACACCGCUUUUGAGAGUUUUACCUGCGGACAAACUUGGCGGCCUGCUUGACUUCCAUGUCUUUACUGAAGAGUUCGAGCGCGGCCAAGCUGCUUGCUUAGCCACGUUAGCAUGCAGCGGCUAGUCGGCCCCUUGAUGAGCCGAUCUCCGCCUGCUUUUCGUACAAGUAGCCGGUUAGCAUGUGAAAGCGCACUUGUCUCAGGUUGGCUAAUGUGCAAUUGGUAUAUUUUACAUACGGCACACAUUCCGACUUGAUUCCGUUCAAGUUGAGAGAAAAGUACUUGCUGUCAUGGAUCGUCCUGGUUGGUUGUGCUAACAGGCUAACUGUAGCGUCUUUGUUAGCUUUAGCUUAGCAUUCAUCUCCAUUGUCCCCCGUUUUGUGCUUUGCUAAACUGUCAGGUUGAUUUGUGACCUUGGACGCAUCAUUACCGUCAUCUUCAUCAUGGCCGUCUGUUCAGGUGUCUACCUGCUCUUCUUUUCAGGAUGCAUUGCUGCCUCUCAGAGGAACGAAAACUUUUUUGUGUCUGGGAUUUCCAAUGUCGUUUCACUUUCAGCGUGCGGCGACUCGUCUGAGCUCUUACGAGCAUCCAGCGGCAUCAUUACGAGCCCCGGUUGGCCCUUCCAGUACCCAACGCGCCUUAACUGUAGCUGGAACAUUCGAGGCCGACCAGGAGAUACCAUCACCAUCAGCUUCCAGGAUUUUGACCUGCAGGGUUCACACCGUUGCUCGUCAGACUGGAUGUCAAUCAGCAGUUACAAGAAUUUGGAUGGACUGCGAGUGUGUGGCUCGUCCCUGCCGCCUCCUUACAUCUCAUCCCAGGACCACGUCUGGAUUCACUUCCACUCUGACGACACUCUGACAGGAAAAGGUUUCCGACUGUCCUACGUCACAGGGAAGUCUGACGUUUCCAGCUGUGACGUGGACCAGUUUCACUGCUCCAAUGGGAAGUGCAUCCCCGACUGGUGGCGUUGUAACUCCAUGGACGAGUGUGGGGAUAAUUCUGAUGAGGACCUGUGUGUGGACUCGCCGUUCUCCUUUCAGCCCUGCAGCCUGAACCAGUUUCCCUGCUUGUCCCGCUACACCCGAAUCUACACAUGUCUGCCCCACAGCCUGCGCUGUGACGGCAGCAUCGACUGUCAGGAUCUGGGAGAUGAGAUUGACUGUGACGUCCCAACCUGUGGAGACUGGUUGAGGAAUUUUUACGGCUCCUUCAGCUCUCCAAACUAUCCUGACUUCUACCCUCCAGGGAGUAACUGCACUUGGCUGAUUGACACUGGAGACCACAGGAAGGUCAUCCUGCGCUUCACAGACUUCAAACUAGACGGGACAGGGUACGGGGACUAUGUGAAGGUGUAUGACGGCCUCAAGGAGAAUCCUCGCCGCCUUCUCAGGGUGCUGACAGCCUUCGACUCGAGAUCGCCCGUUGUGGUGGUGUCGUCAUCCGGCCAGCUGCGAGUCCACUUCUAUGCCGACAAGAUCAAUGCCGCCCGAGGCUUCAAUGUCACCUACCAGGUGGAUGGCUUCUGCCUGCCCUGGGAGGUUCCUUGUGGGGGGAACUGGGGCUGUUACACCGAGCAGCAACGCUGUGAUGGCUACUGGCACUGUCCUAACGGCCGGGACGAACUGAACUGUUCCACAUGUCAGGAGGACGAGUUCCCCUGUUCCAGAAACGGAGCCUGUUAUCCUCGAUCAGACCGCUGUAACUACCAGAACCGCUGCCCCAACGGUUCUGAUGAGAAGAACUGCUUCUUCUGCCAGCCUGGAAACUUCCACUGCAAGAAUAACCGGUGUGUGUUCGAGUCCUGGGUGUGCGACGCCCAGGACGACUGCGGUGAUGGCAGUGACGAGGAAAGUUGUCCCGUCGUCGUUCCCACCAGGGUGAUCACGGCUGCAGUCAUCGGCAGCCUCGUCUGUGGCCUCCUGCUGGUCAUCGCCCUCGGGUGCACGUGUAAACUCUACUCGCUGCGCAUGUUUGAACGCAGGUCUUUCGAGACCCAGCUGUCCAGAGUUGAGGCGGAGCUGCUGAGGAGAGAAGCCCCGCCCUCAUAUGGCCAACUGAUAGCUCAGGGUUUGAUCCCACCUGUGGAGGAUUUCCCAGUGUGCUCUGGCAGCCAGGCGUCCGUUCUGGAAAACCUGCGUCUGGCAGUCCGGUCUCAGCUUGGCUUCACCACUUUGCGCCUCCCUUCUGCCGGUCGUCAUAGCAACCUGUGGCGCAGCCUCUUCAACUUUUCUCGUUCUCGGCAGUCGGCAUCUUUGGCUCUGGUCUCUGCUGACCUGGAGGACAGUGCUGGAACUGGAAGUUCUGGAUCAGACCUGCUGUCCCCAGACUCUGAUGACACUGAUACUGAGAGUGAGAGGGGGAGGGAGCGUUCCAUUGGUGCGGUGGGUGGGCCUGUUGCCCCGCUUCCCCAGAAGACCCCGCCUUCUAGUUCAGUAUCUAUGAUGGCCUCCACGGCCCCCAUAAACCUACCACCCACUCCCAGCCAAGUCCAAAACAAUCCUAGAGAGGCUCCACCCCCUGCCAGCCCUGUCACCAUGGUAACCGCCAAUCCAGACAUUGUAUGUCACAAUGACUUCUCUGAGCUCCAAGCCCCACCCACUUCCACCCUGCAGCGUCUGGCCCAGAGCCUGCACCGACUCACCAGGAACCUGAUGAGAACCAGUCAGAACCACACUUGGACCAAUCGCAGUCCGCUGCACCAACUGGACACAGGGAGGGCCAGAACAGAGUCCAUGGAGCGGCGAGGCAGCGGAGAGGAAGAGGAGGACGUGGAGCUUCUGAUCCCAGAUUCGGACUCAUCUUUGUUGUUCAGUGACAUUCGACAACCACUGUUAGAGCCACCGCCCUCCUCCAACACAGCUUACGUGUUGCGCCAGCACCGUGGGAACAGCACACAAGCAGGGUGGGAUGGCCCGUGCGAACACUGUGGAAAGGUUCACACCGCUCGGAUCCCCGAUGCAUGUCUGGAGGUGGGAGGCAAGAUGGAGAGCAGCGAUGACGAGCUACUGCAGCUGUGCUAACAAGUUAAAGGCUAAGCUGUUGGCUAACAUGCCAAGAGGUACUGCUGUAGCUGCUAACUGAUUAGCAUGUUAGCUUGUGUUCUGUCUAGACGAGGGCUUUACAGAGUGUGAUGCAGCAGACUGAGAAAACUACAUAAGCAAUAUAUUUUUUAAAGUUGCUAAGCUACCUUCAUCUAAGGCAAAGUUAGACUAAAAAAACAGAGGCCCCAGGAAAUGACUUAGCUGUUGUGUGCUCACUGUGUCACACUUUGAAACUCCCCUGAUCUAGACCAUAGUGUGGAUCUUUGGAACCCUGUUUGGUGUUUAGUCACUCGCACUGCAUUCUCCCAGGUCUCGUGUUCAUCCACUCCCCCACUAAAAAAAGUGUCCUAACCCCUGGCUUUAGAACUGAUCCAGGACCAGGGCCCUUGGGAGUUCCUUACAGCAAGAACCAAAAGUGGUUAUUUUGCAAAUUCUACAUUUCUGUUAGACAUGUGCUCACCAUUGUGGUCUCUGGUUCUAAAGGGGAAAAGUGGGGAAAUAUCUCCAGCCCUAUGAGUUCCCAAAUGUUAGUGGACUUCUCGGCUUGAUCUUGGUUGUGAGAAGGACUGCUCAGUCCUUGAUGUCAUUUUCCAUCUUCCUGAAGCCAUGGAACUGACCUGCCAGUGUUUUUGUGUUGCUGUCUUUUGGUACCUGAACUAUUUAUUCUUCUCUUCAUUGUUGUGUUCUCUGACCUGCAUGAUUGUUUGCUGGUUUUCUUUUUGUUUGGACAUUUCAGAUGGAAAGAUUAAAGUUUCAAAUGUAUUUUCA